Messenger RNA from Dibothriocephalus latus, 1125 nucleotides. Lineage: Eukaryota; Metazoa; Platyhelminthes; Cestoda; Diphyllobothriidea; Diphyllobothriidae. The record is from the annotation of a GenBank genome assembly.
AUGCUCAACGGUUUGGUUCAGCGAAUUCGUUUUUUUCACCUUUCUCGUCGACAGAGGAGGGAGCCACAGCCGAUGUCGACAGAAGUGGAGACGCCGGGGUCCAACCUCAGCAACGUUGAAGAAACCGUGUUUGAACCACCUGUACGCACAAUCACGGGAUUACUCAGUCUGGAUGCUGUACUGCAAACAAUUGACGCGCACAUCAACAGAACCCGAAGGGACGUCCUGGUCACAUUCAUCAGCAAUACUUGGACAACAGCGAAUAUCAGCCUCAAUAAUACCAGCAGACGCAUCAAAGGCUUCCAGUUUCUUCGACAUCGUCUGAAUAAGCAGAGGAGCCUGCUCGACAGCAUAGCCGAAAAAACCCUACUCAGAGCCCUGGAUGACUCAGACUACGGGAGCGAUGGUGAAACCGACUCCUGCCGGUCCGGAUCCAUCUCUCCCAGUGACAUGGAAGGCUGGAGCAGCUCCCAGUUCGAGACUGAAGACUAUCCCAGUACGUGGUCAGGAAAGUCGGGCAGUCAGACGGAGCCAGAAGAGGCCGAAGCAGAGUGCUUCAAUCGCCUUCUGCGAGCUCUGAAACACGAAGACAAGAUCCUCUUUGAUCCUAGUCUGGUUCUGCCCAAGCCGCCGCCACCAACGCAAGUGGACGAGGAAGGUGAGGAGCAAAGAGAGGUUUCAGCCUCCAACUCCAACCUGGACAUUUUCUUUUACGGAGAAAAUACCAGCAACGAAGCGCCAGCAACACCUACCGCGGUGGAUACCGAGCGAAAAUUUUCUGGCCGAACGCGUUCGCAGAAGCGAAGUUAUUUAUCGGUCAAACAGGCUCCUAGGCGCCGCAGGUGCCUUGGAAUAUUUGGAGUUUUCAUUGUUUGGCGGUGGGUACGCCUGCAACUACAAAUCGCGCGCCUAAAGGGCCUUUCUACUGAGUCGCAGUCCUACAUCAACCCCCUGAAGGUGGUCACCGUGGGCGACGUGGACCUGCACCAGAACAAAGUCACCUGUCCGCACCUGCUGGAACACCUGCAAAAUGCCGGUGCCAUCAGACGGAAGGAACCGACCACACCCAUGAUGCAGUUGCUUGCCACCGCACAGCAGCAGUUUGCUGCUGCAGCCCAGGCGGCA